CACCAUGAGAUCAACCAUCCUUAGAAAGCUCUCCUUCCGGCCUUGGGCCGCCACCGCGGAAGUGGCCCCGUUACCGGCGACAACCCAAUUCAACCGAGAACUCACUAAGGAGCUCAACACCCUUCAGUCACUAAGCAUUGGUGGGGGUGAACUUGGGUUGGCUCAAUUACUUGAUGCUGCCAUCAACACCCAAAAAAUUGCCUUGAAAUCGCUGGUGAAAAUUCCUCACAGAGAUGAUGUGGACCGUGGAGUAUUGGAAGAGUAUCUAGAGAGCAACGUUGAUGUCCUCGACGCGUGCAAUUACUUUGUGGACAGAAUAGAGGACAUGAAGAAGUAUGUGAACACAUUGAGAGUGGUUACACACUUGAUUGAUGGUGUGAAUGUCAACAACAAGCAUGAUGCUAUGAAAACAACACGUGCAUUGGUCCUUUUGGAAUCAUGUAAUGAUAUAGAAAAGAAAUGCAAAAAGAGUGGAUUGUGUUUGAGAAGAUUAAUGUUGAGGCAAAAGCUAUUCCAUGAUGAUCAUGAAACUGAGUUCAGUGAGAUUGUGACUGGAUCUAAGGCCAUGGCCUUAAUGGGUUGCAGGUUUCUUGAACAAGGCUUGUCAUUUGAUUGCAAAAGUGGAUUGCCCUUGAUCAAGAAGUGUCCCCCCAUGUUUUCUUUUUUGCUGGGUUUGGCAGAGAAAGCAGAAGGAAGUGCUGUGAAGAAACUACACAAAAGGGGAUCUCGGUGUUUUGUGAUGAGUGAGCUGCAGCAAACAGUGGCUGCAGCUAGGGAAUUAAAGGAGAAGAUGAAGGGUAAAGGGGAAAAAGAGAUGAUUAAAUCUUCUGUUGAGGGACUGAAGAGAAGUUGCAGGGGAUUGGAGGAUGAGCUUGAUUUUCUAGAGGGGAGAGUAAAGGAUUUGUAUAAAGGUUUGAUUGAUGUUAGAAUGGCUUUGCUGGGAAUUCUGUCCCAGGCAUAAAAGUUUUAGAUAUGAUUAAUUAGAGUAGCUAUAGCCUAUAGGAUGCUAACAAUAAGAAAGAUGACACUUUGCCUUCAGUCAAGGAUGUAUAGAAUUGAUCUGAGAUGUAUUGAGUAUUGACAAUGAAAUUAAUUAACCUCCCUUCAUGUGGCUA
This is a messenger RNA of Lotus japonicus, 1115 nucleotides long. RefSeq lists its product as uncharacterized. Bases 5 to 961 code for a protein of 318 amino acids. The transcript has a single exon. Lineage: Eukaryota; Viridiplantae; Streptophyta; Magnoliopsida; Fabales; Fabaceae. The record is from RefSeq and is a predicted model, not a curated record. Gene Ontology annotation, biological process: root development; shoot system development.